AGCCAUUAAUGUAAAUAUUUGUUCUUGGACGGAAAGAGAUUGGCAUCAAAGUCCACAAUCCACAACCAAAAUUCUUCCUUUCUUUUCUUAAAUAAUCUUCAAUUCCUCAAAAAUCUACUCAGCAUCCCCCUCUGCUUUCCGUCCAUAUCAUUCCUCGCUGGAUUCCCUUCACUUUCUUUUCACAAAACAAACACCUCUUCACCCUCAGUUUUCUCAUAAUCUGACAAAUCCAAGCAACCCCAUUACCUUCUCUCUCUUUUUCCCUUAUACAAACUACCCCUUUUGUUCCUUCUCUCAUGAUCAUCUUCUUUCUCUAAUGGGUCUUAAUUUCUCUGUUUUUUUCCGCCUCCAUAAUGGGUCUCAGCCACCGUCGUCGUCGCCGUUCCCCGGUCUCGGGGACCUACCGGAGAGCUGUGCGGCGGAUGUUUUGAAGUAUUUGACUCCGGUGGAGAUUUGUAUUCUUGGAAAGAUGAAUAGGGCUUUUCGCGGCGCGUCGUGGGCUGAUUUCGUUUGGGACUCUAAAUUGCCCUCUAAUUAUAGGGUUCUUGUUCAACGACUGAUUGGGGAUGUUGGUUUGGUUAUGUGUAAAAGAGAGAUUUAUACGAGACUUUGUCAGCUGAAUCAAUUAGAUGGUGGAAAUAAGAAUGUUUGGCUGGAUAAAUAUUCAGGUGGUAUUUGCUUAUCGAUUUCUUCUAUGGAUUUGAGGAUUACUGGGAUUGAUGAUCGGAGGUAUUGGAAUCGUAUUUCCACCGAAGAAUCGAGGUUCCAAACUGUUGCAUAUCUUCAGCAAAUAUGGUGGUUUGAAGUUGGUGGAGAGGUCGAGUUUCCGUUUCCACCAGGAACUUACAGCCUAUAUUUCAGGCUGCAAUUGGGUCGGACAUCAAAGAGGUUUGGCCGUCGAAUCUAUAACCUUGAGCACGUUCAUGGCUGGAAUAUAAAGCCCGUGCAAUUCCAGCUUUGGACUUCAGAUGGUCAGCAUGCCAAAACUCAAUGCUAUUUAGACGAAGCUGGGAAAUGGACGCUACAUCACGCAGGUAAUUUCAAUGUCGAUGCUCGAAACGAAUCGACAAGAAUCAAAUUCUCUAUGACUCAGAUUGACUGCACGCACACGAAAGGUGGCCUCUGUUUAGAUUCGGUGCUGAUUUUCCCAGUCGAGUAUAAACAGAGAUCCCAGCGUCGUUGACUCGUUUGGUCUGAAUUUUGUCAUAGGUAGAGAUUAUUGUAAAAAUAUAUAGCUGAAUGAGGUUAUGAAAGCUUCUCAAAUGACUGGCUUUAUUUUUUCUAAGCCUAUAGUUGUUUGUGUUGGAAAUGAGGCAAUGUUUAAUUACAUAAAUGAUUGAUUACUUAA
Cucumis melo (muskmelon) is the source of this 1348-nucleotide messenger RNA. Its product is annotated as F-box protein PP2-A11. Bases 317 to 1183 code for a protein of 288 amino acids. The transcript is spliced from 3 exons. The record is from RefSeq and is a predicted model, not a curated record. NCBI's taxonomy places the organism in Eukaryota, Viridiplantae, Streptophyta, Magnoliopsida, Cucurbitales, Cucurbitaceae. Gene Ontology annotation, molecular function: protein binding.